GGGGCGGGGAGCGGGAGGCGCGCGGGGCACGCCGGGAGGCGCCGUGAGGGGGUAUAAGAGCCGGCGGCCGCCGCCAUCUUCCUCUCGGCAGCGCGCAGCCAUGGGCCACCAGCAGCUCUACUGGAGCCACCCCAGGAAGUUCGGGCAGGGCUCUCGCUCUUGCCGCGUGUGCUCCAACCGCCACGGCCUCAUCCGCAAGUACGGGCUCAACAUGUGCCGGCAGUGCUUCCGCCAGUACGCCAAGGACAUCGGGUUCAUCAAGGUGAGCGCCGGGCUGCGGGACGGGGCUCCUCGGGGGUGCCGGCAUGGGCCACCAGCAGCUCUACUGGAGCCACCCCAGGAAGUUCGGGCAGGGCUCUCGCUCUUGCCGCGUGUGCUCCAACCGCCACGGCCUCAUCCGCAAGUACGGGCUCAACAUGUGCCGGCAGUGCUUCCGCCAGUACGCCAAGGACAUCGGGUUCAUCAAGCUGGACUGAGCGCCGGCAGGAUGAGGCGACAGCCAGGAGCUCCCGGGGCGUCCCAGGCCCUCCCUGACACAUCUGCAGCGUCUCGGCUCAGUCUCACCUAAUAAAUGGUCUCCUAACCCA
Passer montanus (Eurasian tree sparrow) is the source of this 587-nucleotide messenger RNA. It is a transcript of the gene RPS29, whose product is annotated as ribosomal protein S29. The record is from RefSeq and is a predicted model, not a curated record. Gene Ontology annotation, biological process: translation. Bases 101 to 568 code for a protein of 155 amino acids. Lineage: Eukaryota; Metazoa; Chordata; Aves; Passeriformes; Passeridae. Gene Ontology annotation, cellular component: cytosolic small ribosomal subunit; ribosome. The transcript is spliced from 4 exons. Gene Ontology annotation, molecular function: zinc ion binding; RNA binding; structural constituent of ribosome.